AUGGCGGACAUCAAGAAAUCUACUGAUGAGAAUCCGAUAACACCUGUUGAGCAUGGGGCAAUCAUCGAGACUUCUGCUCAGGGUGGAGAUACAGAGUUACUGGCGACACUGGGAUAUAAACAAGAACUCCGCCGCCACUACUCCACCGUGCAGAUUUUCGCCGUCGCAUUCAGUAUUAUGGGUCUCCUUCCAUCCAUCGCAUCAACCCUCUCCUUCUCAAUGCCAGCUGGACCAGUCGGUAUGGUCUGGGGCUGGCUAGUGGCCAGCAUUUUCAUCUUCAUAGUCAGUCUUGCAAUGGCCGACUUGGCAUCCGCCAUGCCUACCGCCGGCGGUCUAUAUUUCUGGACGCACUACUACGCCGCCGAGAAAUGGAAGAACCCCCUCAGUUUCGUGGUGGGGUAUAGCAAUACCAUUGGGCUGAUCGGCGGUAUCUGCUCAAUUGAUUAUGGAUUCGCGAAUAUGCUCCUCUCCAUGAUUUCCAUCGCGCGGGAUGGAAAUUGGUCUGCCUCCCGGCCUGUCAUUUACGGCACGUAUGUAGCUACCGUAUGCGCGCACGGGUUUAUUGCUACGUUCUUUGGACGGGUCAUGCCGAAGAUUCAAUCUGUGUGUAUCUUUUUGAAUAUCGGGCUCGUUGUGGCGACAGUUAUUGCAUUGCCCAUUGGGAAACACGAGAAUGCGCCUCCGGUUAAUUCGGGAGAUUAUGUCUUUGGCAAGGUCGAGAAUCUAACCACUUGGCCUACUGGAUGGGCUUUCAUGUUGGCGUGGCUGUCGCCUAUUUGGACCAUUGGUGCGUUUGAUUCGUGUGUCCAUAUGAGUGAGGAGGCAACUCAUGCGGCAAGAGCUGUGCCGAUUGGCAUUAUUGCCUCGUCUGGACUGUGUGGACUUCUUGGAUUUUUGUGCAUGGCCGUUAUUGCGGCGAGUAUGAACACGAACAUUGAGGCGAUUUUAGAUUCGAGUUUUGGUCAGCCUAUGGCUCAGAUCUACUACGAUGCUCUGGGGAAGAAAGGCGCCCUUGGCUUUAUGGCAGUGGUAUCAUCAGUCCAGUUCUUUAUGGGAUUGAGUAUUGUCCUGGCCUCUUCCCGCCAGAGCUGGGCGUUCUCUCGUGACGGCGCCCUCCCCUUCUCAUCAUUCUUCCGCAAAGUCAGUCAGCAUAAGCUGAUGCGCUAUCAACCCGUCAACAUGAUGUGUGGCGUGGUCUUUAUCUCCGUCUUGAUUGGUCUGCUUUCCCUUAUCGAUAACGCAGCUGCUAAUGCUCUGUUCUCGCUCGCCGUUGCCGCUAAUGACCUCUCAUGGUUGACUCCUAUCCUGGCGCGCCUUGUCUGGGGAAAUGACCGCUUUGUCCCUGGCGAGUUCUAUACGGGGAAGUAUCUUAGUAAACCAAUUGCGUGGGUUGCGGUUAUUUAUAUGGUAUUUGCCAUUAUACUCUGCAUGUUUCCUACUGAAGGGCCGAAUCCGACUCCUGAUAACAUGAAUUAUACCAUUGUUAUCAACGGGGCUCUCUGGCUGGGCUCUGCUCUUUAUUAUGUUUUGUAUGCGAGGAAGACAUUCAAGGGUCCUCAGUCUACGGUGGGGCCGGAGGAUGAAGGUAAGAUCGUGGAAGAGAAAGUUGACUCAGAACACUAG
Messenger RNA from Penicillium odoratum, 1623 nucleotides. RefSeq names its product putative GABA permease. Gene Ontology annotation, molecular function: transmembrane transporter activity. The transcript has 5 exons. Gene Ontology annotation, biological process: transmembrane transport. Lineage: Eukaryota; Fungi; Ascomycota; Eurotiomycetes; Eurotiales; Aspergillaceae. The coding region runs from base 1 to 1623 and encodes 540 amino acids. Gene Ontology annotation, cellular component: membrane. The record is from RefSeq and is a predicted model, not a curated record.